This is a messenger RNA of Rhineura floridana, 1099 nucleotides long. RefSeq names its product C-type lectin domain containing 19A (gene CLEC19A). Bases 276 to 839 code for a protein of 187 amino acids. NCBI's taxonomy places the organism in Eukaryota, Metazoa, Chordata, Lepidosauria, Squamata, Rhineuridae. Gene Ontology annotation, molecular function: signaling receptor activity. The record is from RefSeq and is a predicted model, not a curated record. The transcript has 5 exons.
CCAAGCAAAUCAGGAUGAAUGCUCAGUGAAGAGGUCAUCUGGAGGAGGCCAGAGAGUGUGUGAGUGGCAAAGUGGGAGAUUAGACUGUGAGAAGUCUGGCCAGCUUUCUGCAGACAUCUUGUUGAAAGUUUGUCCUUGCAGAGGAGGGAGUUGUCCACAAAGUCUCUUUGCAGCUGCUCCAGUAACUUCAGUGGCAUUACAAAGCAACGAGGGGAAGGCACAAAACAGCCAGCACUCUGCAGCUCAAGAGAGAGGAUUCUGACUCCCAGUCAGCUAUGAUAUCCAGAUGGAAUUUCUGUGCUACUUUCUGUGGAGCAUUCCUCUUCAUCCAGGCUUUCCCACACACCAAUAUUAAAAUCAGUCAAGCUUUGCCAGAGCCAAUCCUCUCCUUCUCUUGCCCUCUCUUUUGGUCGGAAUAUGAAGGCUAUUGCUACAGAUACUUCCCCAUCAAUAAAACAUGGGCAGAGGCUGACUUGUAUUGUGCACAGUUUUCCAUCGGCUUGAAGUCAGCCAAGUUAGCUUCCAUUCACAGCUGGGAAGAGAAUGUAUUCGUAUACGAUCUGGUAAACAGCCGAGUGCCUGGAAUACCCACGGAUGUCUGGAUGGGACUUAAUGAUCUAAGACAGGAAAGCAAUUUUGAAUGGACAGAUGGCUCCUCGUAUGACUAUAACUACUGGGAUGGCAAUCAACCAGAUGAUGGGAUCCACUCUAAACCAGAAGAAGAAGACUGUGUGGAGAUCUGGUACAGAUACAGCAGUGCUUUACGAUCUUGGAACGACAAUAGCUGCAGCAGAGAAUUUCCAUUUGUCUGCAAGAUUCCCUCCUUGGCUGCAGAUUAGCACUCUCCCAAAACAAAAGCAGCAACUCAGCUUCUGAACAAUCAAUGUGGAGUGAAACGAAUGUCUAACUUUUCUCUAAGGCAGCCUCCCCGCUGCUGCUCUGGUGCCCUGCACAUGCUCUGGGCUCCAGCUCCCAGCCAGCACGGCUAUCGUAGUCCAAAAGAGCUGGAAGGCAUCAGAUCGGCAGUGGGGUGGAGGGAGGCUGCUCUAAGGCACAAUUCUCUCAUUGCUAAUAAACAUAUUCCUGUAUCUGACUCACU